AACCCAAUCAGGCUACUCCUCUCAUAAUAAACCGUGUGCUCCUCUUCAAUGACCGAUGUUGCUUUCCCAGCGAAAUGAUGAGGAAUAGAAGAUAAUCAAGCUCUUCCCCUAAAACUGCUGGAUUACAGGAUAUUAAACGAUAAAAAAGUUUUUAACUGAAAGGGAUAUCACACCUGCCAACGCUUACCGGAUACCCUGGUACCUGGAAUUCGCCGCCACGUAAUUAGUUCGGACCGAAGUUUAUUUUAGUGUGAUGAAACGGAUCUCCUAUUUGACAGGGAAAGUCUGAAAUAUAUUACGGGAAAAACAUAAAUGAAAUAAGAAAUAAUUGAUGUUCGUAUAACAAGGAUCUGUAGCCUAGUCUUCGAGGGAAAGGUGUAUUCUCCCAAAAAAACAACAGUCCAGGUAAAGUAGGCUAUGCCAUUUUUAUUUUCUCAAAAGGUAAGUUAGAUUCACACAAUUUUCAACCUGGUCUCAAAGCAAAACAUAUUAUAUUUGACUAAAAUCCGUGCGACUCCAUGUAGUAUGAUAUUGUAGCGACCCAGGUUUAUAAGCGCAGAUAUCUACUCUGCCAAUUGAGCAUGCUUUUAUGGCACAGUUGAUGGCCCGCUGGGCUUCGGCAUGUUUCAUUACAAUAUGUUACUUUACAUUAGGUUACAUUACAUUGGUCAUAGUGGUCAUACAACAUAAUAUGAAUUGUAGGACGUAUAGUAUCCUACAUCUUGAAUAUUUAGUAUGAAAUAUUAUGUUCUACUGCUUUAGUAUGAUAUGCUACAUUCAACUGCUUUGGUAGGGUAUAUAAAGCUUGACUGCUUUAGUACGAUAUAUUUCAUUUGACUGCUUUAGUAUGAUAUGCUACAUUAGGCUAGGGGUUAUCUUAAAGAGUUAGGGUUAGCUACCAUGCUAAGUAGUUGAAAAGUAGCUAAAAGUAGUAAUUAGUUACAAAAUGUAUGAUAUGUUACGAAUUCUAGCUAGGUGGUUAGGUGGCUAACGUUAGCUAGCUGGCUAAAGUUAGCUAGGCUAGGGAUUAGGGAUACAUUUAGGAGUCAGGUUAAAGGGUUAAAGUAAUGUGUUUAUUGGUAUGCGGUAUCCCAUUCCUUUAGAAUAUUGAAUUGAAACAUUGAUUUGUCAUAUUUAGUUAAUAAAAAAUAUAUACAUUUUUGUUCAGCUUUCCCUUAAAAUGUGACCUAUAGUCUACAGUUAUUUUAAGUUCACUUAUUAAGAAAUAAAAUAUUGUAGGUAGUCAAUAUUUAGACUGUUGAAGAGCUGGGCUAUAUUUGAAGUAGUAUGUCAGAUGACAAAGCCAACACUGGCAGUCAUUCCAACAAUGCACGUUCCAUCUCCCCAUAUGAUAGGCGUGCUUGGAGAACCGGGUUUAGUUGGCCCAGAUAGGUCUUCCCUAGGGACAUGGUGGCCUUAUUUCUAAAAGCCAAUUUUAUAUUAGAGGAAAGUAAUUGUAUUGUAAAACUUGUUAAAACCAAAAGCUAUUUUAAUUGAUUCCAUUAACAACCUAAAAAAUGGGUUUAUUAAACCUCUUGUCACUUUCAUGAGGCAGAUGUUGGUCUAGUAGGCAUAUCCCUAGUUGGUUUAGGUGUGUGUGUGUGUGUGUGUGUGUGUGUGUGUGUGUGUGUGUGCAUGCGCACGUGCUGUCAAUGUGAGUGUGUUAAUGCAAGUAAUGAGUGCCUUUUAGAUAGCUUAACCUUGAUGUCUUCAUUAUGAUGAACAACUGUCUGUGGGACGUCAAUACAACGGUUUCCUUUAACUCCAUCAAUUAGACCGUCUAAGAUAGUACUCAAGUCAACUGUGAUUGAUUAUUGGCACCCAGAUAUACCCCUCAUCUGGUGUGCCAGUCAGUCCCUGAAUCAGUCCUGCGCACCUUGCGGUCCAGAUUUGAGAAAGGGACCCCCCCCCCCCCAACCAUACAAACCACUAAAGCAACAAGAUAGCUUUACAUAUAGGAGGCAACUGUUGACAUCUGGCCUUGACAAAGGUGAUGUCACCAUGAAAAUGUAAGAUGUUGUGUAACAACAUGGAGGUUAAGGUUAACCACUGGGGUUAACCUUAACUCCAGUGGUGGAAUAAGAUUUCCAACACCGUCCAUAUUACUGAAGCACUUCACUGAAUGAAGAAUGAAGACCACUCUCCACCCACCAUUACCACACCCAGAGAACAGCUAUUAAUAGUUUGACUGUCUUUUUUACUGUUGCAGUUUCUUUUUGCACAGGACCUUCAAGUGGAUCCGUGAACAGCCAGAAUGAAAUGGGAGAAGUUUAAGCCUCCAGAGCCAGAUGAUCCCAUGUGCUGUUGUGAGUGUGACGUAGACCCACAUGGAUGCUGCUGUGACUGUGACGAUCUGGAUGAAGCUUGCAGCAGGUGGCUAAAGGGGGAGCCUCAGAAACCUGACUGUGUGUUGCCUGUGUUUGGCGCAGUGAUGGACCGGCUGAGGGUGAGACUGUUACCAGGGGACAGGCGGGUGGAGCUCUCCAUGGUCCCAGCUCUAGUGUUGCUUCCUCUGCUAUUGCGUCUGGCAGCACUGCACUUCCUGUUGGGCUUGGUCAUUCUAACAGCCCUGCCUGGCCUGGUGCUGUUGUACUACUACGCCACACAUCGGAAGAAGGGCCGCACCCUCUUCUUCCUCAGCCUGGCGCUCUUCUCCCUAGCCUACAUGUACUUCCUCUUUGUCACAGAGAUCUUACCUCGUGGGGAUGUAAGUCACCUGCAGCUUGUGACCGUGACAACGGGUGUGGUUCUCACUCUCAUCUCCCUUGUGCGCACUAAGAGGGGGCCAGGCUUUGUGCAGCCUUCCCUAGCUGCCAUACACAGCACCAAUCAAAGCCAACUGCCUGACAAACACUCUGCCUCUCAGAAUGAAGUGGACCAGUCGAUGAUGCCAGCAUCCCCAGCCAAACCAGUGGAACAGCAGACACAGUCCCUGACAGCGAAGGGGGGCACUUGUCCUCUGUGCAAAGUGGUGCGUCCCCCGCGGGCGGGGCAUUGCCGGAUCUGCGGAGGCUGUGUCCAGCGCCUGGACCACCACUGUAUCUGGAUAAACAGCUGUGUCGGCAAGGCCAAUCAUCGCAACUUCCUGCUGACCCUGCUCCUCUUUCUGUUGACCUCUCUGUAUGGGAUCAGUCUGGUACUGCGGAGCGUGUGUCCCCGACAGAACCUACUCACCGCCCUGCUCUACUGCCCUGGUGUCUACAAUCAGUACAGCUCAGCCCUGUGCUUCACCUGUGCUUGGUACAGCAGUAUUGUCACAGGAGGUCUGCUGCACCUGCUGAUGCUGCAAAUUAUCAAUAUCAGCUACAAUUUGACGGAGCGGGAGGCACAACUUGCUCUGCGGAAGAAAAAUGGCCAGAGUCGUCUGCAUGGCCUCGUUGUCGACACAGGGGUCUACUCACGUGGCUUCUGGCAGAACUGGGCUGAAUUCCUGACCAUGGGAGAACCUGCAGAUAGACACCCCUCUGCCCUCACUGACUUGGUUUAGCCUUGGCUUAACACCAUGCCACUCUGCCCAACUAGUUCAACACUGCUGGGUUUCAACUGGAAACGCCUUUCCUCUACCAUGCUGGUGGGCUGUGUGGGACUGUGAGCAUCUCUGAACUUUCAACUGCCCUUGGGUCACGCAAACUUAUUGCAACUCAGAGAUGUUCGUUUUUAAUCGUUAAAUAGACCUCUAUAUUCCGAACACUUGGGUAGAGACAAUAACCAUGUUCCUCCAGGUUGUCAUGGAUACGAUUAUUAGUAUUAGUUAUAACAUGGUGUAAAUAUAAAGGGCUGCUCUGCAUAUUUAAUACACUUUUAAUAAUUCUUUGAUUUAAUACAGUUUUAACCUCUGACAAAUAUGUUAGAUUUUCCAAAAGGAUGUAAAGAUUCUUAACCAUGGCAUACUAAAUAGCAAUGGAUGAAUGGACAUGCAUGACUUAGAGAACAUGUUUAUGACACUGUAAACUACGCAUUGACAUUUAGCGUGCCUGACCAUUAAGGUGACACAGGCGAAGAUUACUUUAAAGGGAAGAAAGCUGUGACAGACAUGCGCCUCCUCUCACCCACAUACUCUUUGUAGUUCAAUAGGAUAUUAAGUUUGCAUGUACAGUAAAUGUCUUAUUUCAACUAUCCUGUUCACUGUAGAAGACUUAAGACUCAUUUUCCUUUGUGUCUUGUUUAUCAUGCCAAUAAAGCAUAUCAAAUCCAA
This is a messenger RNA of Oncorhynchus mykiss (rainbow trout), 4195 nucleotides long. The record is from RefSeq and is a predicted model, not a curated record. Lineage: Eukaryota; Metazoa; Chordata; Actinopteri; Salmoniformes; Salmonidae.